AUGAGAUUCCUCCGAGCGCUUGCCCCUCUACGGCCAACACAGGCCCAAUUCCUCAGAAGUCCGCUCCGCAGCUUCAACACCACCUGCAAACACGCGCAGUCCCAGCAUACUUCGAGCACAAGCUCUCCUCAACCGGAUCGACCGGUUAAUUUCUACAGCACCCAUGGACGCGCAUUUUUCAAAGCUAUCACUUUGGCAUUCCUCACAUAUCAAAUUGCGUACUGGGCGUGGUUGACGCUGGAGACGGAGUACCUCAAAGACGAGAAGAACCGCGAGAUCAAGUCGCUUGAGCAAGAAGUGAGGAUACUGGACGAAGGUCGAAAGGCUCAUAGACCUGGAACAACUUGA
Cladophialophora psammophila CBS 110553 is the source of this 348-nucleotide messenger RNA. RefSeq lists its product as uncharacterized. The record is from RefSeq and is a predicted model, not a curated record. The coding region runs from base 1 to 348 and encodes 115 amino acids. The transcript has a single exon. Lineage: Eukaryota; Fungi; Ascomycota; Eurotiomycetes; Chaetothyriales; Herpotrichiellaceae.